CAGGAGCUAUAAAUGGCGACAAGAAAAGAGGUGAGAGAUGGUGCUAUGGAAAAGAAUGAAAUGAAUGCAGAGCUUAUUCCGAAUUUGGUGCCAGAAAGCAAACCUCAUUUGCUCUGAAUCUCAAUCUCGAUUGAUUCUUCUGUAAUCGGCAAUGGGGAAGGCUUCCAGAUGGUUCCGGAGCCUGCUCGGGAUGAAGGCAACCGACGAUUUGAGCCGGAAGCAGGCGUUCAGGAAGAAGUGGAGUUUUGUUCCGUCGAGGAAGGGGAAGGAUCUUCCGCCGGAGUAUGGUGAUGAGUCUAGCAAGCACGCCGUAGCUGUGGCUACAGCUACCGCUGCUGCAGCGGAGGCUGCAGUCGCCGCGGCUCAGGCUGCCGCGGCCGUCGUCAGGCUCACGAGCAGCGGGAGGAACAUUUCCGUCGACGGCGACGGAGAAGCGGUGGCGCGUUACCGCAGCCGCGAGGAGCAGGCGGCGGUUACGAUUCAGUCACAUUUUCGUGCGUAUCUGUCAAGAAGAGCUUUGAGGGCACUGAAAGCAUUGGUUAGGCUGCAAGCACUAGUGAGAGGACAUCUUGUGAGGAAGCAAACUGCGUACAUUUUGCGCCGGCUGCAGGCACUCGUAAGAGCCCAAGGGAGAGCCCGAGGCGGGCGAGUUCAUGUUCCCGAAUCACCACAUUCAAGCAUCAAGUCAUCUCACUUCACUUAUCCAGGGCCAGCAACUCCAGAGAAAUUCGAGCAUUCUAUCCGAUCUAGAAGUUUGAAGCCAGAACAAUUGGCUUUGCUAAAGAGAAGUAGUUCGAAAUCAAGCAGAAGUGUUGAGAAUGAUCGAGAAAAAUCACAUGUAAGUCACGCAGGCAAGGACAGCAGCAGAAUAAGCGAAAAAUGGGAACACGGAGCUUAUACAAGACCUACAGGUUAUGACUAUCAAACUGAUAAGAUUCUUGAGAUCGAUACCGGGAAACCAGAAGCUGCUCCCAAAUGGAGGACCCCUAUUUACUCUCCUCACAUCAACCAAGGCUCCCACCAACAUUGUCGAAGCUUUUCAACCCCAAAGAGCUCAACCGCCAGCCAUUCAACACUUAGCCCAUACAGCAAAGCUGAAUCUUUGAUCCACCCUCUGAGUUUCACAAAAGAUGACAAUGGAAGCACCUACUGCACUGCCGCCAACAGUCCAACAUUCUAUUCAGCAUCAUCCAUGGGAAGCUCUAAGAGGGGGAUGUUUACGCCCACCAGCAGUGACUGCUCGAGGAGCUGUCUCAGCGGUUAUUCUGAUCAUCCAAACUACAUGGCUUACACUGAAUCAUCAAAAGCAAAGGUCAGGUCCCUUAGUGCCCCAAAACUCAGACCCCAAUUCGAGAGAUCAAGCUCGAGCUCUACAAAGAAGUACUCUGUCCACACACUUGGUGAUCCAAGGUCCACCCAGCGAGGUUCAUCUUUGCACACAAACUUCACCAACAAAGCUUAUCCGGGAUCUGGCCGCCUGGAAAGGCUAGGCAUUCUUGCCAGAGGUGACAUUACCGGAAUCAGUGAAGAGCAGUUCGCAUUGAGCUCAUAAUUUUUAGUCACUAACUGUAACUAUUAUUACCUUUUCGACUCAGAACAGUGUCUUUGUGCUACCUUGGGAGGGUAAAUUAAAGUUUAUUUAGAUGUCAAACAUAUAUUACUCAUUAGCUUCAAAUUGGCAAAUAUUUAACCUACCUAUACUUGUUAGAAUCAAUUAUUCAAACUGAUGUAUAUAUAUCAAAAGCAAGCCAGAUAAGGUUGUUAUAUAACUGGUAUUUCUAAUGAAAAACCGAUUUCUUACAGAAACAGUCUCAUAGGAUAAAGCAUGGAAGUGAAACAAAAACGUUAUCAUGUCAACAAUCGAUUCAGACCAAAAAUAAAAGGAAUAGAUAAACAUCUAUUCAUAUAGGGUUCAAAUUUAAAGUAGACUAACAGAUUCAA
Andrographis paniculata is the source of this 1941-nucleotide messenger RNA. RefSeq names its product protein IQ-DOMAIN 22-like. The record is from RefSeq and is a predicted model, not a curated record. Gene Ontology annotation, molecular function: protein binding. The transcript is spliced from 4 exons. Bases 152 to 1552 code for a protein of 466 amino acids. Lineage: Eukaryota; Viridiplantae; Streptophyta; Magnoliopsida; Lamiales; Acanthaceae.